Molecule: messenger RNA, 1020 nt
Organism: Anthostomella pinea
Lineage: Eukaryota; Fungi; Ascomycota; Sordariomycetes; Xylariales; Xylariaceae
Source: the annotation of a GenBank genome assembly
AUGCCUUCGAACACGGCUGCGUUUAUCCCCGAGGCUGGCAAGCCUCGAGAGGUCAAGCCGGCCCCUUACCCAAUUCCCGGCGAACACGAAAUGAUCGUGGAGAACCGCAGCAUCGGCCUCAAUAUGGCCGACUGGGCCAUGGGGCAGACGUUCGCCACGUCCCUCUUUCCCGACCUCAAGUUCCCCUUGAUUGGCGGCGAAGACGUUUCCGGCGACGUCGUAGCCGUCGGUUUGAGCGUCACCGGCUUCAAAGUUGGAGACCGUAUCACUGGGAGCUCCCAAUCGGCUUUCCAGAAGUAUCCUCUGGUGGCCGGCCACCUAGCUUUCGUCAUCCCCGACUCGCUCAGCUACGAGCAAGCCAGCGUCUUGCCCUUGUUCCUUUGCACGGCACUAGUUCCCCUCUUCCACAAGGAAUAUCUUGGCCUACAGCUACCCUCCCUCACGCCGAACCCGACUGGCAAGACGCUGCUUAUCUGGGGUGGCUCGACCGGUGUGGGUAGCAGUGCCAUUCAGCUAGCAGUCGCUGCCGGGUACGAAGUCAUCACGACGGCCUCGCCGAGGAACUUCGACAACGUCAAGCAGCUGGGGGCUUCGCAGGUCUUCGACUACAACAGCGGCACAAUCAACGAAGAUUUGGUCGCUGCCUUCAAGGGCAAGACCCUGGCUGGCAGCAUUGCCAUCGCCGGGUUCGCAACCGGAACUUACGGGCCUAUUUUGGACGCCUGUGCUGCUGUCGCAACCAGCACCGAGGGAAGUAACUUCGUCGCUCUCACGAUGCGCCCGCCGAAGAAUAUCCCUGCAAGCAUCGAGACCAAGUUCGUCAAUGCUUACAUGCUGUUGGACGACAAGGAGAUUGGAUACGCCAUCUUCCGGGACUAUCUGCCCAAAGCUCUGGCUGCGGGCAGUUUCACGGCAGCUCCGAAGGCUGAGGUGGUGGGCAAUGGCCUUGAGUCGAUUCAUGCAGGGCUCGAAACGCUCGCAAAGGGGGUAUCGGCCAAGAGGCUUGCCAUCACUUUGUAA